This is a messenger RNA of Bubalus bubalis (water buffalo), 4826 nucleotides long. RefSeq names its product exocyst complex component 3 like 2 (gene EXOC3L2). NCBI's taxonomy places the organism in Eukaryota, Metazoa, Chordata, Mammalia, Artiodactyla, Bovidae. Gene Ontology annotation, cellular component: exocyst. The transcript has 12 exons. The record is from RefSeq and is a predicted model, not a curated record. Bases 171 to 2573 code for a protein of 800 amino acids. Gene Ontology annotation, molecular function: SNARE binding. Gene Ontology annotation, biological process: exocyst localization; exocytosis.
UCCUUCCCGCCCCUGGCCCCAGGGAGGGAGGGGUUUCCUGACAGGAAAUUGACCUCCUCUAACCCCCCCUCCUCAGAUCCAAGCUCUUGGCAGUCCUGGCUGAAGGAGCCUCAACACAGGACAGCAGCCAGGACAGAGGGACGGUGACGAGGAGGUCCUCUCCUGCCAAAAUGCCCAUCCUCAAGAGUCUAGGGGUGGCAGACUCUAAGGUGCCCCGGGCAGGGACACUGCCUCUGAGGUCCUCUCGGAACCCCUUUGAGGAAGUCUCAGGACUGGAAGAAGAGGAGGCUGCGGAGCUGGGGUCUCUGCCCAAUGGAACGUCAUGUCGUCGUCGAGCCACCCUGGAGAAGCUGGCAGGCCUGUCCCCCUUCCGGCUGGGCAAAACCCCCGGCCGGCGGGCAGGCAGCCCCAGGGAUGGGCAGCCUCGCUCUUUCCUGGGCCGGGUGCUGUCGCCAGGGAUUCGCAGGAGCUCAGCAGACUUCGGCCUCCUGGCCAGGCUUCAGGGGAGCCGAGCCCAGGGGGACGAGGAGGCGGCUGGAGAGGCUGCACGGAGACUGGCCUUCCUGAGACUUGGGCGUGGGCCCAAGCCCCGGCGGGCAUCACUGGCUGAGAGGGUGGUGCCUGCAGGUGAGGCGGCUCCCGAGCCCCCACCCAAGGUCCCAGAGCCCCCAAAGGUGAAAGAGCCCUUGUCAGUGUUGGAGAUCCUGAGCUUGAUCCAGCAGCGUGAGCUCGCGCGGGCCGACGAGCACAUCUUGGAGCUAGAGGCCGAAGAGCUGGCGUCGUCGGGGGGCGGCGCGCCCGGGCCGCCCAAGGCCGAGGGCGCGGGCGGCGGCCGCCGGGCGCGGGACGUGGCUCUGCUCUACGAGGCCCUGCAGCGCGAGAUGUGGGCGCUGGUGCGCGAGACGCUGGCGGGCCCCGGGCUGGGCGCGGGCUCUGGUGCGGGCGCCGUGGCGCAGCUGGGCCAGGUGUUGGUGCAGGAGGAGGCGGCCGACGGGCGCCGGGGACCCGAGGCUGCCCGCAAGCUGCGCGCCCGCUGGGCCGAGGCGGUGGCUCGCGCGGCCCGGGAGCGCUUAGAGGCGGCGGCGCCCGGGGCGCCCGGGGGCCUGGCCGGGCAGCUGGAGGCGCUGCGGGGACGGCUGCUGGAGGACAUGGGCGUCGUGCGGGGCCGCCUGGCGCCUUCCUACCCAGCCGGCCUGGGCGCCUUUGGCAUCUACUUGCGCGGCUACCACGGCGCGCUGGCCGAGUGGAUCGGGGCCGCCGCGCGCCGGAGGCUGCCGCUGGCCGACCGCUACGCGCUGCUGCACUGGCACAACCAGGUGUACCCCAGAGAGGUCCUGGGUCUGGUGGACAUGGUUGCUCUGGAGAACGGGGAGCUGGGGCCCCUUCUGUCGCCUGGCACCCUUCGUGGCUUGGAGGAUGAAUGUGUCACAGACGUGAAGGCUCAGACGCGGGCAGCCCUGCUUCGAGUGCUGCAGGAGGACGGUGAGCACUGGGGGAGCACGGAGGACUGGUCCAGCAACCUAGCCCAGGACGUGUGUGAGCUGCUGGAAGAACAUACAGAGCGAGCGCCCCGCAUCAGCCAGGAGUUCGGGGAGCGGAUGGCCCACUGCUGCCUAGGAGGGCUGGCAGAGUUCCUGCAGAGCUUCCAGCAGCGCGUGGAGCGAUUCCAUGAGAACCCAGGAGUCCGCGAGCUGCCACCCGACACCUACAUCAGCAGGACCAUCUCCCUGGUCAACUGUGGGCCCCCUCUGAGAGCUCUGGCGGAGCGCCUGGCCCGAGUGGGGCCCCCUGAGAGUGAGCCAGCCCGGGAAGCGGCUGCCAGUGCUCUGGACCGUGUGAUCCGACUCUGCCACCGCAUCCUGACCGACCUGCUGUUCCAGGAGCUGCAGCCGCACUUUAGCAAGCUGAUGCGCAGGAAGUGGCUGAGCAGCUCGGAGGCCCUGGACGGCAUCGUGGGCACGCUGGGCGCUAAGGCCCUGGCGCUGCGCAGAAUGCAGGAUGAGCCUUACCAAGCGCUGGUGGCCGAGCUGCACCGGCGGGCGCUCGUCGAGUACGUGCGGCCCCUGUUCCGCGGGCGCCUGCGCUGUGGCUCCGCGCGGACCCGCAGCCGCGUGGCCGGAAGGCUCCGGGAGGACGCCGCGCAGCUGGAGAGGCUGUUCCGACGACUGGAGUCCCAGGCCUCGUGGCUGGACGCCGUGGUGCCCCGUUUGGCCGAAGUUCUCCGCCUGGAAGACACGCCGAGCAUCCAGAUGGAGGUGGGGGUGCUGGUGCGGGACUACCCGGACAUCAGGCAGAAGCACGUGGCAACGCUCCUUGACAUUCGUGGUCUGCGCCACACGGCCACCCGCCAGGAGAUCCUGGCGGUGACCCGGGACCUGGAACUCUGCGAGGUGGCAGCCCUGUCCCCGCCUCGGGACCGUGCCUUCUUCGCAGACAUCCCCGUGCCCCGGCCGCCUAUCUGCCUCAGCCUCCCUCUGUUCCUGGGCCGCCUCACCCUCUCCCGGCUGGCCUGCCUGCCCUGGCCUCGGCCUCCGGCUCCGUCUGCAUUACGGCGGCCCCAGGCCCGACGCUGAGACUCUCCCAACCCCACCUCAGUGCCCCCCAUCUUUGCUGCUGACAGACCAUCCCGCCUCACCCCGACUCGACUCCCAGCCUGGCACCACAGACCCUUGGGCUGGCAAGAUCCUUAGCAGUCUUCUCCCCUACCCCCAAACUCCCUGUUCCAAGGAGAAACCGGCUAGAAGGAGCAAGGACUUUCCCAAGGCCAUGAAGCCCGUUCCCAGCACCAGCUCCCCAGCCCAGCGUGGGGUGGGUGGCGUUUUGGAAGGCUGUACACAAAUAUCCUAGCCCCCCCCCCCCUUUCCCCUCACCUCAAGGUCUGGCCUCAAUCCAAUGUAUUAAGGAACGUACGAUACUUAGAAUAAAGAGGUUUCUAUUUAACACAAGGAAGGGCUGAGUCCCCAGUGUGUGGGGGGAGGAAGGACUGGGGCAGGGCCCAGGGCCAAGGGCUUCUCACACACCCAAGGCCGGGCUAGGGUCCAACUCCUGGGCAGAGCAGUGGAGGCCGCGGGAAGCCCUGCAGAAUGGGAGCAGCCCUGCUGCCCCAUUUACACGAGGUCCCUGAGGCUGCAUGACUCUACGGCAGGCCCUCGGCCUCUCUGGGCCAGCGACCCUCAUUUUGUCCAUCCCCAAGUGCCUUCUCUCCUGGGCCCAGUGGUUCCACCUUGGCACACCCCCUUCCCCCAUCCUCAGGCGGGAAGCGGUAUCAAGAGAGGAAGGAGGUUGGGGGCAGGGCUGGCGGCAUCCAGGGCGCCCUCCUGGGUUGACGCAGGAAAAUCGCAGGGUGGGAAAAAUUCCAGCCUCUCACCCCCAGCCCUGCGGAUCCUAGUCCCCACAGAGACCUUGAGGUCACCUCCUUGCUGACCCCUGCCCCUCCGGCCCAGUUGGACAGGCUGUGAUGGAUGCUUCCUGGCAUGGCUUUUUUUUUUUUUUCUUUCUGCAAAGUCGGAAGGAGGAGGCAGCCAGGGGUCAGAGUGGAGGCUGGGGUUGGAACCUCAUGCACAUUUGAACUCACGUUUGACGUCUGAUGGUCUCUUGGAGCCCCAGGGCUGUGUGAUGCCAGGCAGGAAGCUGACCCUCUCUGGGCUGCAGUUCCUGUCCCUCUCUGAGGAACUGCUUAACCUCUCUUUGCCUAGGACAAGGUGAGAUGUCCAGAGGAUACAUGCCCCUCACUUCACAUCCUCAAGUGAUACUUUCAGUGUCACAGAUAUACAAGUGGGGAGUUGAGGAACGAACCGGCUGCAGUUUGUGGGCAUUUAAUGAAAGAUGUAUUCAUCUCAGUUUGGCAGGAUUCUUUUUCGAGAUUUUGGUGCCCCACUGUAAAAUGGCUGUAUUGAAAUAGAAUUUACACAACAGAGAAUUCAUCCAUUUAAAGUGCACAGUUCAGGGCAGUCACCUCUGCAGUCAAUCUUGGAACCACUUCAUCCCCCUUAAGAAACCCUGCACCCCUUUAACCAUCAACCCAACCCCUCUAUCCCUCUCAGGCUCUGGUCACCACUGGGCUCCUUUUUCUCUCUGGAGAUCUGCCUGUUCUGGAACGCUUCUGUGUAAAUGGGAUCACAGAACAUGGGGUCUUUGUGUGUGUGUAUACGUGUGUAUGGGUGUUAAGAACAUGACGUGAGAUCUACCCACUUCACACUUUUCUCAGUGCACAAUACAAUGCUGUCAACUAUUGUCACACGCUGAACAGCAGGUCUUUGAACUCUAACUGUGUGCUCCUUAAACAACUCUCCCCCACCUCCUCCAUCCCAUCUGUUCUCUACUGCGAAGACUGAGCUAUUUUAAUUUUUAUUAUUUUCUAUUGAAGAGUAUAGUUGACGUACAGUGUUGUGUUAGUUUCUGCGGCACAGCAGUGAUUCAGUUACACGUAUCUGUAUACAUAGUCUUUUCAUAUUUCCCAUUAUGGUUUGUUAUAGGAUGUUAAAUAUAGUUUAUGCUAUAUGGUAGGACCUUGUUGCUUCCCUGUUUUAUUAUGUAGUCAUUUGUAUCUGCUAACCCCAAACUCCCAGUCUGUCCCUCUCCCACCCCCCGAGUUUGAGUGUCCUGGAUACCUCAUGUAAGUGGAAUCAUGCAGAAUUUGUCCUUUUUUGACUGGCUUAUUUCACUUCACGUCAUGACUGUCACAAAUGGAAGGAUUUCUUUGUUAAGGCUGAAUAAUAUUCUACUGUAUGGCUUCACAGCAUUUUUUUUACCCACUCAUCUGCUGCUGGACAUUUGAGUUGUUUCCAUAUCUUGGCUACUGUGAAUAAAGAAGUGAUUUUUUGGGG